Molecule: messenger RNA, 4011 nt
Organism: Malurus melanocephalus (red-backed fairy wren)
Lineage: Eukaryota; Metazoa; Chordata; Aves; Passeriformes; Maluridae
Gene: SLC46A3
Product: solute carrier family 46 member 3
Exons: 5
Coding region: 191-1585 (464 amino acids)
Biological process (GO): vacuolar transmembrane transport
Cellular component (GO): lysosomal membrane
Molecular function (GO): transmembrane transporter activity
Source: RefSeq, a predicted model, not a curated record
GAGCGGGCGGGCGGAGGGGACACCCCAGCGGGACACGGGCAGUGCCGGGGCCGCUGCGCUGUGGGACGGCACUGGUCUCCCCCGCGCAUGGGGCUGCUAUCGUGCCGCCUGUCGCUCGGGUGUUUCCCUUUCACCUCGUGAGCGCUUGCGGGUUGUUUUCUGGCGCAGGCUUUGAAGCUCAGACCCAGACAUGAAGAAGGUUCUGUGCGUGGAGCCCGUCAUUUUCAUCUACAUUUUUGCGUCUUCCCUGACGAGCCCGCUGGUGCAGCAGUUCAUAUACCGGCGGCUGUGGGAGCAGGAGUACAACUCCACUUUCGUGAGCGACAGCAAUGUCAGUCACUGCGAGCAGAAUAAGAGCAGCCCGGCUUAUAUCAAACAGAAGGAAGUUCAAGAAAAAGCCUCUGUUUUUAAUAUGCAGUUGGACUUAACUAGGGCCAUUCCUAGCCUUACAGUUGCCUUUAUCAUUGUAGCUAAUGGGGAUCGCCAGGGACACAAAAGGUCUUUAGUUUUACCAUCAAUGGGAGCUUUGAUUUCUAGUAUUAGCUUCACUGCAAUAUCAUAUUUUUCCUUGUCACUCUCUGUCCUAUUUGCAGUCGCAUUUAUUACUGGACUGUUUGGGAGUAUAGCAACUUUCCUUGGAGGAGGCUUUGCUUAUAUAGCGGAGGAGUGUCACGAUGAGAAGCAGAAAACAACACGAAUAGCUGUAGUGGAUUUGAUUUUUGGAGUUGUAUCUGGAUUGGCAGGACUGCUAUCUGGCUACUUUCUAAGAGGAAUAGGCUUUGCAUGGACAUUUGUGACAGCAUCUCUGUUCCAUGUCAUUAAUAUCAUUUAUAUUGUAUUUUUUCUGGAAGAUACCGUAGGUGUAUCUCAAUUCCAGCAUGAGGCACCAGUAUCCUGGAAAGAACUUCUUAGGGAGACAUUUUCUGGAGUAUACAUGCUUUUUAAAACUGCCCCUUAUAAAAAGAGAAUUUUAAUAAUUGUGCUACUUUUUACGUUUAUGGCGUAUUUGUUUACUCUGCUGGGUGGGACUUCACUUUUUACACUGUACGAGCUGGAUGAGCCACUCUGCUGGGAUGAAGUAUACAUUGGAUAUGGAGCAGCUGCAUCCACUUCUAUCUCUCUGACCAGCUUUUUAGGAGUUUACUUGUUUUCCAAAUGUCUCAAAGACAUUUAUAUUGUCUUUAUUGGGAUGUUUUCUUACAUUGGAGGAAUGGUCAUGGCUGCCUUUGCCAAAACUACCCUGCUCAUGUUUUUAGUGAGAUUGCCAUCUUUGUUCUGCUUUAUGCCUAUUCCUGUUCUCCGAUCCAUGCUGUCAAAAGUGGUUCUYGCUAGUGAACAGGGUGCUGUGUUUGCUUGUAUUGCCUGUUUAGAAGUUGUGACCGGCACUAUGUCAAUUUCAAUUUUUAAUAUUCUCUAUGCAACCACUGUUGCAUGGUUUUCAGGCUUUAGCUUCCUCCUAUCGGCAGGCAUUUGUCUAAUUCCACUCUCUGUACUGUGCUGGCUUCUGUGCACAAGCUGGAAUGGGGAGGACUUGGCUCUGCUGGUACCCGAAGAAGUAUCCAGCAUAGAGAGUGCUGAUAGUUGAACAAAGGAUCCAUGUACCUGGGAUUUCUAAUCUGACAUGUAGUGGCAGGGUUAUGUCACACAGAAACCACAAAGAUAACAUAACACAAUCUCCAAGUGGCCCUGCAGCAGUAAGCACUAAAUUGGUACCACUCAAUACCCAGUCUCUUUCCAGCACAUUACUAAAGCUAGCUCUUAACUAUGCAAAUAGGCUCGCAAUUGAGCUUAAUGCUGCUUUCAGCAUGAAGGAAAAAAUAAGGUAGGAUGAUACUCUUUCCACUUACACUUUCUCAAAUUUGGGAGUAUCAGUUGUGGAUUGUGAUACAUUUUGUGUCACUCUAAUAAGCUUAUUAACGCAGGGGAGGCUGGCAAUUCUGCUGAUGCCACUCUAGCCUUGUGCCAGCUGAAGGUGUGGUCCACUGUGUGCAUUUUGAAAGGCCCAUCUUAAUGGUGAAGCCCCCAAACUGUCUAAAAUUACUAAACUAAAAGGUUUUUUUCAGAAAGCAAGCAAACUGGAGGCAGUACAYACACCUGCUCUAAGCAGACUUACUGUUCUGCAGCUACGAGAGUGUUUGUGUAGGUUUAACAUAUGAUGUGUGGACCUUGCCURUGWCUUAGUUCUUGAAAUGAAUUUUCUCACAGAACUGUCAGAAAAUUUCCAUCUUGCAGAGUGUGAAGUUCAGCCCAAACCUACAUUUUGCAGAGGCCAUACUGCACAUUUAGCRUUUUCCAUAUAUUAAGGACUGCAUACAGACAACUCUGUGUUUUGUUCCAGAGAUACUUCUUGUUUUCUAGUUAUAUUGGUUCUUGGCUUAAAUGUGUCUUCUAGUGAAAAGCUGUGAUAGCAUUUCGCAUCAGUAGAUCUUUAUUCAGAGCACCUGAAAUGAGGUGAAAAAAUCAGAAUCAUGCAUCUCAUCAUCUUGCAAUGAAYGCAGCAUAAUUUAUGAGCACUUGAACAGCACUUCUAAUCUUCAAAGCACUUUACUAAUGYUAUUUAAAUGUCCUUCCACAAUAGAUACUAUCCUCCCUGCUAUAUAGAGAAAUUAACAGAGAGGACAAGUGAUAUGUCCAGGGCCCCAGUGCAAACUGGUGAGAGUGCCAAGCCUAGGAAUAUGUUUCAGCACUGACUCCUCACCUUUCUCCUUAAGAUCUUUAAGCAGAAAUUAUCCUGAGUAUUAGCUUCUGGAAUGCACAGCAGGGCAGAAAUGUAACACACCAUGUUAACGAUCACUCCCAUCUGUUGAUUUUGUUAAAGAGUUUGACAGCCAAUACUGUUCUGAUCUCUGAAAGUUGUUUGUGACUCUUGUCCCCCAAAACAGAUUYGGUAGAGAAAGCAAAGCAAUGUAAAGUGGCCAUUUAGAGAAUGAAACCUCCAGGAAAGCAACUACAAUGACUACACAUGCACACAGCAUAGGAUAAAAGUGUAAACAGUGUGUGCUGCAUAACUGAUUGACCUGCCAYUGAUACUCAUCAUAUGAACAGAAUGCAGAACUUCUCUAGUGGUACUCCACUAAAAAAAUAGUGCCAAAUCAUGAUGAUACUAUUGUAGAUCCUUUAUAAUUGAACGAUUGCAUUGUUUCCAGGCUAUGUACCAUGAUCACAGAGAAGCCUGGAAGAAGGUUCAAGUUAAAGCAUUACACUAUUCAGACCACUACCUAUUCAAUCACAGAUGAAAAUGGCCAUUUAUCCAGGCCAGCAGGAAUAUACUGACAUCUCCAGCUCUUACACUUCUGUCCUGAACUCCCAAGACUGUGCUGGCAAGUAAAGAUCAUUAGCUUUCUCUCGGUAGUUAACGCACGAGCCAGAAAAUAAAACUGCUUAAUGCCUUUGAGGUGCCCAAGUUACUGCCAACUUGUUGGAAACAUGAGCUGAGCAAUAACCAGUGGAUCCAAAACAUAAUGAGUACUUGUAGAGAGAUUAAGAAAACACUGAUGUAAAGGAUUUCAGCACAGAGAUUACAUUGUCUUCUUUGCCUCUUCAUUAUGCAGUUAUGUAAAGCUUUUUGAAAUUAACUGUUUCACACAAAACUGCCUGAAAAUAAAAAAGCAAAUGAAGAAGUGUACCUUCACCUUCUCUUCUUCAAUGCACACCUCUCCUAGCACUCCAGAAGCUCCCAACAAAGCAAGCCAGUUCCRCAGUGGUGUUGUGUUGGUCCAAUUGAGGACAAGCAAGUAUACCUCAGGAACGGCUGUUAUGGUUUGAUUUUACUGUACAAAGUAYGUGCUGUAUGCAAAGUAUUUCUGAUAGAUGGAGCAUUUAGAACUGGCUAUAAAUUUAGGUCAAAACAUGAAGGAUAUGAACUGUGUUUUUAAAMAGCCUAGCAAGGUGCAAGCUGAGGAACAAUGUACUAAUAUGCUUCAAAUUAAUAAAGCAAAAUCUUCUAAGUUUAUAAUAAUUUAUUUGUAUAUAAAUACAAAUUAUUUUGACAUAAUAUAAUAAAGUUUGGUU